GCGAGCAGCGAGCGCAUUUAUACUGAAGGACGGUUGCCAGUGCUCGUGUAGAAGAGGAGGGAAAAGAAGACCUCGUCCGUCCGUCAUGCAGCCUUAUCCGCUUUACAUGUGGUAUGCUCCAGAACACAUAAAUGUUGUGCCAAUCAGACAAGCCGUACCGACGCCUGCGCUCCAAGAACGGCCGCUGCGUUCGGGGAUACUGAAGUCGAGUACAGGAAUCCCGGAUCCAGGGAAAGCGCAACCUGCAAAGACCCUACGCUUCCGACUGGAGCCUACAGCCAUAGGACAGGCCAGCUCCGGAGUCGGGAGCGUAGAGUUGGCGGAGACGUCGAAUGAAGCGUGGUCGACCGCGCUGUCGUCCACCAUAACCGCCGAGGACGAGCCACCGGAAAGCAACGUAGCGACUCCGCCGCCGUCGCCGUCGGAAGAUUCGGAGGAAUCGGAAGUUCCGACAGAGGUCGCCAAGCGCGGAUCGUCGUCGCAUUCCGAGAACCGCGGUAGUGCGUCCUCCGAGAUCAGCUCUGCCAAGUCGUCGUCGACCAGUGGCCGCGGAAGCAGGAAAGGCCUUGAGGUGAGCGACGAAAAGAGUGAAUUUCAGGGCAGCUGGAAAAAGCGCGCGAGGCAUUGGAUCCCGGAGGAAAUCAGGCAAUACUUGACCGGCCUCGCCUGGCUAGGCGACGUCGGCCCCGGCGGCGGCGCGAGCGGUUCGUCGCUACCCGCCAGUCGAUCGUCGAGCGGGGAGUGGAGCUCGCUCGCCGAAGAGGACGUGGCGCAGCGCGCUGCACGCAAGAGGUACGCCGCGUUUACGCUGCUGGCUGGACUGCUGAUGCUUAUGGUGGCCGCUGUGACGGCGAGCAUAGAGGGGAGCGCGUCUCGAUCCGACCAGAGCGUCAUGCUCGACCAGGACGGCACUUCGUUGCCGAUCCCGAUCGAAGAAGAGAGCGCGAGCGUGGUGGCGAUGGGGCCUCGCAUACACGACGGCGGCAGCGACGAAGGAGCCAGGAUCGCCGCCCGCAGCCACGAUGACGGAAGCUAUACGACGCAGCAGAUAGAUGGUCCGACGCGUCCUGGGAAGUUGAAAGACGUCACCGCCGUGGCCAACGACGGUGGCGACGGACACGUGGUUGGUGACGUUCAAGAAGUCACCGACUACUGGCGAAUGGAUGAGCACGCCAACCCAUCGAUUUCGCUGAGGCGAAAGGCGCAGGUGCCGAAAGCGGGCUCCGCUUUACGCGCGCAGCCGGUAGCUGCGUCGAAACACCGUCGCUACGUCACAGGGACCAAAAGAGCCGCCAUUUCCACGAGGGGUGUCGCAGGUGCCCCAAAGGGGGCGAGUGAACUGCUCGGCGGUGUUACUGCAGCGAGUGCGUCACACCGCGCUUCCCCAGAGCCGACUUCCGGGGACCGCAAAGGCACGCUGAUCGACGCCAGUGCCACCAAGUGGACUUCGAUGACGACCCGUAAGAACACAACGGCGUCCCUUCAGGUCGCUGCGAAGGUAUCGGGAAUGGCCGCGGCUCGAGGACGCCUAACGAGCACUGAUCCUCAAGCCCGAGGUCGCAAAGCCACCGGUGUGGAGGAUUCGCCUAAUGGAAGCUCGACUACAAGCACGAUGGACAGCUCGCACUCGCGCUCGGCGGUACAACUUGUUCGGUUCCGAUAAAGUUUACGCCUGGCUUGUUUAAACCCGGAAGCCGCCUUCUGGAAAUGCGCACUUAAACCGACUCAUUCAAGACUUUACGGCGCCUGCUUAAAUUUUGUGGAUAACGGCAAUGUGGAUUUACGAAAAAAAGUGUA
This is a messenger RNA of Dermacentor albipictus, 1797 nucleotides long. RefSeq lists its product as uncharacterized. Lineage: Eukaryota; Metazoa; Arthropoda; Arachnida; Ixodida; Ixodidae. The record is from RefSeq and is a predicted model, not a curated record.